Molecule: messenger RNA, 1221 nt
Organism: Cicer arietinum (chickpea)
Lineage: Eukaryota; Viridiplantae; Streptophyta; Magnoliopsida; Fabales; Fabaceae
Product: protein GID8 homolog
Molecular function (GO): protein binding
Source: RefSeq, a predicted model, not a curated record
AAAAGAUCAAGCUGAAGCACAAGUUCUGGAAGUUCAGAAAACCGUACGAUUGAAUUGAAGAAGUUUCAAAGAAAAGGAUCGUGCAUCACGCACUCACAUUUCAACUUGUUCCACCAACCACUUUCCAAAGAAAAAUAUCAAGAAUCAAUUUCCAUCCCAAUUAUUUUGCGGUGAAUCACUAUCUACCUUUCGUUUUGGUGGACUUAUUUGGAAUUUUAAGGAGUGUGAUGUCGUUUAGGGUUAAAAUGGGGUUUGAGUCUGUGCACUGAUGUCAUUGUUUUGGAUUGUGAUUCGUCAACUUGCAGAAAUUGAGGCAAUGGCGGCAUCAAAGAAAGUGAUAACAAGGGAAGAUUGGGAGAAGAAGCUUAAUAAUGUCAAGAUUAGGAAAGAAGACAUGAAUAAAUUGGUUAUGAAUUUCCUUGUCACUGAGGGUUAUGUUGAAGCUGCUGAGAAAUUCCGCAAGGAGUCUGGAACUGAGCCUGACAUAGAUCUUGCUACGAUUACCGAUCGGAUGGCUGUUAAGAAGGCAGUACAAAGUGGUAAUGUUGAGGAUGCAAUCGAGAAAGUCAAUGACUUAAAUCCUGAGAUACUAGACACGAACCCCCAAUUAUUUUUCCAUCUUCAACAGCAACGGUUGAUCGAACUAAUCAGGAAUGGAAAAGUAGAAGAAGCUUUAGAAUUUGCACAGGAGGAGCUUGCACCAAGGGGAGAGGAAAAUCAAAGCUUUUUGGAAGAAUUGGAGAGGACUGUUGCACUGCUUGCCUUUGAAGAUGUUUCUAAUUGUCCUGUUGGAGAGCUUCUCGACAUAUCACAGCGUCUAAAAACAGCAAGCGAGGUGAAUGCAGCUAUACUUACAAGCCAGAGUCAUGAAAAAGACCCAAAACUUCCAAGCUUGUUGAAGAUGCUGUUAUGGGCCCAAAACCAGCUGGAUGAGAAAGCUACUUAUCCUCGCAUAAAAGAUCUAUCCACGGCUGCAUUAGAAGAUCCUGUUUAAAUUCUUGUAACAUUUUAAAUUCAGUUUGGAGAAUUUUAGGUUCUAGAUGAAGUGAUUGUGGUCAUUGGUGUUAAAAAUUGUGUAUUACUUUGAUCGAAAGAUGUUUGAUAACAUUGAUGUUCGUUUUAUCCUAGAUAGCUGCUCCAGUGGUUUAUACCGUUGUACAAAAAGAUUGUCAAUACAGUUAUUAUCCAUUCAUUUUAUCUUCAAGUUACCGAUUAUUAACA